Nilaparvata lugens (brown planthopper) is the source of this 3546-nucleotide messenger RNA. RefSeq lists its product as uncharacterized. Gene Ontology annotation, biological process: cellular response to hydrogen peroxide. NCBI's taxonomy places the organism in Eukaryota, Metazoa, Arthropoda, Insecta, Hemiptera, Delphacidae. Bases 448 to 1224 code for a protein of 258 amino acids. The transcript has 3 exons. The record is from RefSeq and is a predicted model, not a curated record.
AAGGAGCAGACUACAUAAUAUUUCCAUUUUAGUUUUUUCCAGACACUAUCAAAAAUUAUAACUUAAUAUUACAUUGAAUUCUUUUAUAUCUUUUUUCAAUCUAUGAAAUUGUUAUUAUUUCAUCGGCUGUAGUUUUUUGAAACGUAAUUUUUUUCUAUACUUGCCCUCGACUGUAAAAGCAAUACUGUAAUCGUGAUGGCAGUGACUCAUGGAAGAAGAUGCAAGAACAAGAACCAACAAAAAUAAUAGCGUUUCUUUCAGGAAGAUGAAUUUGCAAUUGAGAGAAUAUUAAUUACGCAUUUAUUUACUACAUGUGAAUUUUUGUUUGAAACCUUCUCCAUAUUACUAACAGAGAUUAUUUCGUCUUUGGGAAAAACGUGCCCAAAAUUGAACCGUGAAAGCAGGAAGUUGAUUCUGUAACCUUAUUGUACAUGGCCAAAACACACUAUGUCUGAACAGACAUUGAACUUACCAGCUAGCCUUGAAAGGCUGGAGAUAGGACCAAAAAGAACGGACCCGAAAUGUAAACGAAACAGCGCCGACUUGAAGCGUCGCCCGGAAGACGACCUCGACCCCGAGUCAGUGUUGGAGUCACUGUCUCUGUCGGGCGCAGAGUGCACCUCGGAGACAUGUCACUGCAACAAGCGCCGUCACCCGGAGGACAACGUGUUGCGCAAGACAUUCAAGCGGCCUGUGCUGCAGAGGAGUCGGCUGGGCAACUCGAGGAAGGUGUUGCGGGACCCAGUGCUGAGGCUGGUGGACGGCACCGCGAGCGGCAAACUGGCUGCUGCUUCGUCGUCGGCUGCGGGACCCAAGAUAGGGAUGGCUAGUGCUGGUGAGCGGCUGCUGCCCAAACGCGGCAUCGACCUGGGCAAAACAGGUGGCAAGGUUCUGGGCUCCGCGACUCCUAGCGAGCAUCAGACUGAUUUCCGGUGUUUGGUGAGUGGUAGCAGUUCACCUCUGUUCGACGACAGCGAUGAGUUCAGUCGUCCCUCCUACCUCCGAGUGCAACCUCCCAGGCUGCCUCCCACUGCCGCCGCCUCCUCCUCCUCCUCAUCUUCCUCUGCCUCCGCUCCCGCCCCCCAGACGCCAUCUUGCUCUGUCCAAGCGCGCCAAUCGAUGAACUGUGAUGAUACCAAUAUCGACGAGCUGGCCAGCUAUUUCGACCUGUUUGUACAUAUCCCCAAGAAAAUGUCGCACAUGGCUGAGAUGAUGUAUAUUUAACACCUUCCCAAAAAUGGCAUAAUUUAUUAUCCUAUCCACUGUUUAUUCUCUAAAUUAAUCUUCUAUUUUUAUAUACAUGGUAUAUAGUUUGAAACGUUCAUUUUCUAAAUCAAUCUUUCAUUUUUUAUACGCAUGGUAUAUAGUUUGAAAGGUUUACUUUCUAAAUUUAUAUUUAAUAUUGUUUGUAUUUGAAUGUCAUUGAAGUGAUUACUAUUUAUGUACGUUUACUAAUCGUACUCAAGAUGUAACUAACAUUUUUGUGGCAAUAGUGGAUAUUGCUGUAGUUCACAUUAAUUAAUGAUGAUAUAUUGCUCUAUGAGAAACUCUUGAAAUUUUGGAAUAAGGACCACGAUCUCUAUUAUUUCUAUACAGAGUAUGCACUCUUAAAAUUUUUAUUUUCUAAAUCAAUAUUUAGUUUUGUAUUAAUGAAUGAUUUUAUAACCAACUACAGAUUGCUGUUAUUAGGUAGCCUAUAUUUACUAAUUUCACUCAGAUUGUAACGAACAUUUCUGUAGUAUAGCUAUUAUUGAAUAUAACUACUGUAUUACUCUUUAAAAUACUUGAAAUUUAUUUGGUAUUUUUUAAUACGGACCAAUUAAUACAUGUAAUUUAAAUUACAGAUGUCUAAGAAAAUAAACUUUCAAUUCUGUCAACUAUUAUGUGAACUAGCUUUGUGUGGACUAAUAUAAUAUGUAUUAAGAAAUAGAAAUAAAAAUUAAAAAUCCAAGUACCUUUAUUUUAAAUUUUCUCUACUCAACAUGUUUCAACAGUAAUGUAAUUAUCAAGUGAGUCUGUUACUGUUGAAACAUUUUGUGAGUGAAAAAUUUAAAAAAGGAUACUUAGAUUUUUUAUUUCUAUUUCUUGAUAAUUCAUUAAUAGUAGCCCUAACAAAUAAAAGGUAUAUUAUAGAUACCCAAUUUCUUGCAAAAUGUUGCCCUUGUUGGCCUAAUAACAGUGAAAAAUAAUUUUCAUUUCAACAUUAUAGUUUUAUGAUAAGUGAAUCAUUAUUAUCGGCUUGCUAAAAUUGAUUGAAGUCUAUUAGAAUUUCAAAACGUUUUGUUUAGAUUAGUCUACUCGGUAUUUUCUUUAUAUUUUCACCUGAACGUUUUCUACUCAAGUGUGCUUGUUUUCAAAAUUUGGUGUAAAUAAUUGAGGCUGUGUUCAAUUUUCCAGCAGAUGGGUGAAAUUUAAUAUUCCAAAAGUUUACAAUAUAUCUAAUAUUGUUUCGGCAAGAAUUUUUUUUCAUUAUCUGUGGGAGUGUUGAAUAAUAAUUGUUUUAUUAUUUCAAAAUUACCCUUACCUGAUUGUAAUUUUCCGUAGAGAAUGGUAGACUUUGUUUAAUUUGGAAAUGUGAUGCUAAACAAAACUAAAUUUCCGACGUAGAAAUCCAUACACAUUUCAUCCACUAUUUCGUUUAAGGAUUACUCUAUUCACAAUAAAUUGGUUACUAUAUUAUGAAAGUAUUAUCUACUGUAGUAAUAGAUUGAAUUAUAGUCAUAUAUGUUAUGCAAGUUAAAUUUAUUGGAAAAAGGUUAGUUGAAUAAAAAAUCGCAAAGGUGGCUCAGCACCUCAUCUCAGAAAUAGCUAAUACGAUAACAAGAGUGGGUGUGAAAUUUGCAUAGCAAUUAAGUAGCAUUUAUUUUGAACAGAUUGUAAAAAUAUAAAAUGUAAAAGAUUGUCUCCCUAACUGAUCUGUGCAAAAAUCUUUUUAGAAGUGUCACUGGAGUAGUAUUUCCAUGUAAUAUUAUUCUAUUUUUUAGAGAAUAUUCAGGUUGAUAUUUGAAUGAUGAUUCUAUACUUUGUCUUUUUUUUUUGUUUGUAAAACGUAUUAUACAAUCAUUAGAGAAUAUUUUUAAUUAUAUUAAACUUUCACCAAUAGGUAAUUCACAUCUCAACUUUUCACAAUAAUUCAGCCCUGAUGAAAAAUGUUGCAUCAUGAACUCCAUCUCACUUACAUACUUUGCAAAAGGCAGCCAUCCUUAAGUUACAUAACAUGAAACUGAUUGAAUUAUGAUUAAAUUAAUACAAUUAUCUACCAUAAAUUGAUGAAUAUUGUGUUGAAAUUUUUCUAAGUUAGUCUUAAUUUGUCAUUAUCAAACUAAUAUUAAGAUUGUUAUUCUCCAAAAACGUAAGUUAUUCGGUUUUUCAUAAAUAUUUGUAUCAUGUUUCGGAUAUUACAAUUCAUAAAUUGAUGUCAUGUGGUAGACACUUUGGUAAUUGUGUUUUCAAUACAAAAUAUCCUAUGUAUUUAUUUGUCUACGGAAAAUUGUGUGUAAAAUAUGUAAUUAACAAAUUUGGAUCGUUAAAAGUUGUUAUCUUCAA